Messenger RNA from Hibiscus syriacus, 1517 nucleotides. Its product is annotated as probable inactive leucine-rich repeat receptor kinase XIAO. The coding region runs from base 105 to 1370 and encodes 421 amino acids. Lineage: Eukaryota; Viridiplantae; Streptophyta; Magnoliopsida; Malvales; Malvaceae. The transcript has a single exon. Gene Ontology annotation, molecular function: protein binding. The record is from RefSeq and is a predicted model, not a curated record.
AAUGCGUCAUUAAUAAAAUCACGUACGUCCACCGCCUCUCCCUCCAUCUUUCUUCACUACUUAAGAGCUUGUUUCCACGGUAUUUUUUUCUUCAGCAUUCAACAAUGGCUCUCCUUUAUCAACCACGUCUUCCUCUUCCUCUUCCUCUUCCUCUUCUUCUUCUUUUGCUGUUUUGCGUCAGUUCGGCUGUUUCAUCACCUAAGAUCAGCGCCGUUGAUCUGGCGGCGUUGUCGGCCAUUAAAGACAGCCUGACAGACAUUCCAGGCUCAAGAUUCUUCUCCACUUGGGACUUCACCGCACCGGAUCCUUGCUCCUCGUUCACCGGCGUCACCUGCGAUUUCAACGGUCGAGUCACCAUUCUCUCGCUCGGCACUGGCCUUUCCGACUCGCCAGGCCUCGCUGGCUCACUCUCCCCUGCUCUUUCCAACCUUACCAUGUUAGCCCAACUCAUCCUCUUCCCUGGUCUCGUCACCGGUCCUAUCCCUUCUCAACUGGGGCAACUCACUGGUCUCCGAGUCAUUUCCUUGACCAACAACCGCUUAACAGGACUCAUACCAUCAUCCUUCUCCACUCUCCCCUUCUUACACACGCUGGAUCUGAGUUCAAACCACCUCUCCGGCUCCAUCCCACCGGGUCUCACGAAGCUUCCAUCUUUAAAAAUCCUGGUACUGAGUUCAAACGAGCUGACGGGCGAGUUACAAUCAAAAGUGUCGGCCCGGUUAUUACACCUGGAUUUGAAGAAGAACAAGAUCAAUGGACCGUUGCCACGGUUGCCGUCAACCGUCCGUUACCUGUCAGUGUCGGAGAACUCGAUGUGGGGUCCACUAAGCUCACUGGAUUCACUAUCCGAGUUAGUGUACCUCGACGUUAGCAUGAACCGAUUCAGUGGGCCCAUCCCCGCUUCUCUCUUCUUUAAUAAUCCCUCCCUCACCUCGCUGUUCCUGCAACGGAACAAUCUAUCGGGUGGGCUCCCAUCGAUCAAGGUAGACCCCACCACGGUUCAAUCCUACGGCGAGGGAUCCAUCGUCGACUUGAGCCAUAACUUCAUCACGGGGGAGAUAACACCAUUGUUGGCCGGGGUCGAGACUCUGUUCUUGAACAACAACCAUCUGAUCGGAUCUGUCCCGGAGGAGUACGUUAAGUGCGUGUACGACGGCACCACCACAACAUUGUAUCUGCAACAUAACUAUUUAUCUGGAUUCCCAUUACCUCGAGGUUCGACUCUGCCUGAUACGGUGUCGGUGUGCUUGUCCUACAAUUGUAUGGAGCCGCCGGUUGGGAUAUCAGCCUGCCCGGCCAGUGCCGAAAGGGAUCCGUCGAGACCGAAAUCGCAGUGUUCAGUAUUCAGCCAUCAUGGCUCAGUGGACUGAAAUCGGAUAAGGUGGAUAUGGUUAUACGUUAGACAAAUAGACAUCACUUGUAAGCAAUGUUAGUGUGCGACUUCAAUACUACUAUACUGUCUUAGUUUCUUUUGGUUUUCAUUUACAUUAUAGGCUUUUUUCACCUUUAUAUAUUCA